AUGUUUAAUUUGAAUCCUGAAAAAACUAAAUAGUCUAGGUUGGCUUGUGUUGAAUGUAUAUAAUCAAAUAAUCCAAUCAAAUACACUACUUUAGAAGAAGCUAAUUUUAAAUGGAAUGAAUACUUAGGAUAAACUAAUGAUUAAAUUAAAAGAUUUUAGAAUUCAAGGCAUUUGAAAUCAUCACAAAUAAUUGAUAUUCUUUAAGAUAUCAAAGAAAAGUACAAUUCCACUAUUUCAGAAAUCAUAAAUAAGAUAAACACAUAAUAUUAAAUGUUCUAUCAAAAUGAAAUUAUUGAAUUUAAUGACAAUGUUAUUUUUUAAAUGAAUAAUGAUUAAAUUAAUGAAUUAACUGAAUUAUUAAGUUAAACUGAUUAAUUCUAGGUUUUAAGUGAAAAACAAUUUAAUAUUUCGAAGGAGGAUCUUAAUUAAUAAUAACUUAUAUCAAUUAAUUUUGGAAAAUUGAUAUAAAAUGAUUUAGUAGCAACUGAAAAGAUCAAUAAGAUCUUCAAAGAAUCAAGUUUUAAUAUAUCAAAUGUAAAAGAUGUGACAAAUGAUAACGUAUUUGAUGAUAGGAACUCUAUUUACAAUCUCUAAUAAAUUAAAUAACUAAAUUUAUAAAUAUAACAUUGUAAAAUAUAUUAAGAUAUUUUUAAUGAUGGAUUAAAUUAGUAUGAUUUCAUUAUGCAAACAAUUAAUAGUUUAUCUAAUGAAUUCAAAGAUGUUUAAUUGUAGCAAGUAGAAUAUUAUUAAUUUUAAUAAGUUUAAUCAAUAUGUAUCAAAGACCCAAAAGGAUUUCUCAAUAAUACAAAAAUUAACUUAGUUUGAUUAAAUUACAACUUAAUUGAAAUUUCAAAUGGAAGAAAAAGAAUCACUUUAGAAUCAACUUAUUGAAAAUGAUGAAUAGAAUUCACAGAAGCAAUAAUUAAUAAAUGAAUUAA
Paramecium tetraurelia is the source of this 938-nucleotide messenger RNA. RefSeq lists its product as uncharacterized. NCBI's taxonomy places the organism in Eukaryota, Ciliophora, Oligohymenophorea, Peniculida, Parameciidae. The transcript has a single exon. The record is from RefSeq and is a predicted model, not a curated record.